UGAAGGAUGCGUAUGCAUAAUUAAUAUACUCCGACUUUACGAAAAAUUAACCCCAACAACUAAUUAAUUAGCUAUUCCAUUAUAUACUCGAUCCUACUAUUCCAGAGGAGGAGGAGGAGGAGGAGCUGCAACUAUACUCGUCCGUUUAGUCGGCAUGGCCAUCGUCAAGAGUACUGGGGGCAGAGCGGAGGCAGCCAAGAUGUCGUCGUCGUCGUCGGAGUCAGCUGAUGAGUACGAGCCACCGCGCUUGAGCUUGAGCAUGGGCGUCCGCCACCUCUGCGACAGUGGCAUCACCAGCCUUCCCGCCCGCUACGUCCUCCCGCCCGCCGACCGUCCCGGCGGCAACCCCACACCACCAGCUGUGCUCCCCGUCAUCGACCUCGCCGCCCUCCGCGCUGGCGCCACCUGCCAGCUCGCCGCGCUCCACGCCGCCUGCCGGGACUACGGCUUCUUCCAGGUCGUCAACCACGGCGUCCCCGCCCACGUGGGCCGCGCCAUGCUGGACGCCGCGCGCGGCUUCUUCUUCGACCUGCCCCUGGCCGACCGGGCGCGCUACAUGUCCGCCGACAUCCGCGCCGCCGUGCGGUACGGCACCAGCUUCAACCAGCUAAACGACGGCGUGCUCUCCUGGCGCGACUUCCUCAAGUUGCUCAUCCGCGACACGCGCCGCCUCGACGACGUCGUCCCCUCCUGGCCCGACGCCCCCGCGGAGCUCAGGCCGGCGGCCGCGUCGUACGCCAGGGCGUGCCAGAGGCUGUUCAGGGAGCUGAUGGAGGCGGCACUGGAGGCGCUGGGCAUCGUCCGGUGCCGUGACGAGCUGCUGGAGGAGUGCGACGGCGGGUGUCAGAUGAUGAUGGUGAACUGCUUCCCGGCGUGCCCGGAGCCGGAGCUGACGCUGGGCAUGCCGGCGCACUCGGACUACGGGCUGCUGACCAUCCUCAUGCAGGACGAGGUGAGCGGGCUGGAGGUGAGCUACGGCGGCGGGUGGGCGGUGGUGGAGCCGCUGGCCGGCGCGGUGGUGGUAAACGUGGGAGACCACCUGGAGAUACUGAGCAACGGGAGGUACCGGAGCGUGCUGCACCGGGUGCGCGUGAACGGGCGGCGGGCGCGCGUGUCGGUAGCGUCGCUGCACAGCCUGGCGGCGGAGCGGCUGAUCGGGCCGGCGGCGGAGCUGGUGGACGAGAGGGACAGGCCGCGGCGGUACAUGGACACGGACAUGGCCGCGUUCUUGGCCUACCUCUCCUCUGCCGAGGGAAAGCACAAGUCGUUCCUCCACUCCCGCAUGAUCUCAUCACCAUCAACAACACAUUAAUCUAUCUCGGCCUCAGCCAUAUG
Messenger RNA from Oryza brachyantha (malo sina), 1335 nucleotides. Its product is annotated as probable 2-oxoglutarate-dependent dioxygenase SLC2. The transcript has a single exon. Lineage: Eukaryota; Viridiplantae; Streptophyta; Magnoliopsida; Poales; Poaceae. Bases 155 to 1312 code for a protein of 385 amino acids. The record is from RefSeq and is a predicted model, not a curated record.